Molecule: messenger RNA, 1929 nt
Organism: Gymnodraco acuticeps
Lineage: Eukaryota; Metazoa; Chordata; Actinopteri; Perciformes; Bathydraconidae
Exons: 4
Coding region: 1-912 (303 amino acids)
Source: RefSeq, a predicted model, not a curated record
AUGGUUCCUGUGCUGCUUGAAGGACAGCGAUAUGUCCUGACCUACAGGUUCAGUCAGGACCACUUGGAGCUUCUCUUUAACUCCAUCAGAGCAUCCGAAUUUGUCACCACCGUGGCUGGAAUAACAACCCUAAUUGCCAGCCAGUUCAAAUACAUCUUCCGGAAGCUGAUGGCCCGGUGUGGGGUUGUUAAACCAUGCAGCAAAGGUAAUGUGACGGCACAGGAUGACACGGAGUCCCUACCAGCUGUAGCAAUGUCCUCUGCUGCCCAGUCCUACCACAUCUACAUAUCUACAAACCUGUCAGCUGUAGAUAUGUCCUCUGCAGAAGAAGGAGAAGAUCUUCCAUCCCCGUUUGCUGACAUUCCUGCCCUUGUACAUGACCACAGCUACCUUCCCACCCGCUUUGAUGGUCUUGUGGACAACGCUCUUGUGUACAUUUCAGGAUUUGUUGUGCGACGGACUUUCAAGAAGCUGUCCUGUGAUGUCUGCCGUGCCAGCCUGGUGACGGACGCUGCAUCAGCCAGUAAGGACAAGAGCUACCACCUGCUGACUUUAAGAAACAAUGGGGGCCUGGUGAUUCCAUCUGAAGGCACAGUGAGUGUUGUCAGGGCAGCAGAGUGGGUAAUUCGCCAGGCAUCAGCAGAUUCUAGACGAUCACAGCCCAUCAAACUGCUAGAGGUCCUCUACAUUGUGCGGAAGAGGAUAGGUCCAGAGGAUGUGUUUUUGCUCGGGGAGCACAUUGUCGACACACAGUAUGGCAUUGACAGUCACCACCAUACGCUGUUGACAUUAGUUGUGUCCCUGUUUUUUAAGCUAAGGCUGCAUCACAUUGCAAAAAUAACUACUCUGAGCUUACAGAGUGGCAGCAUGAGACAGAAGCUCACAAAAACAGUCCUUUUCAAAGGGCAUUAGCUCCAACUGUGUGUGCACAUGUGUUACAGCCGCUGUUUACCUUGUGCCGUUAACUCUGUGUUAUGUGAAUGAGCUGUGCAGUUCAUCAGCUGUUAUUGGCCGUCCCGCCCGCGCAACAUCCGCGGUGAUUGGACUGACGUCAUCUAAUCCCCGCCCGCUUCUGCCACGUCACCCGGGGGAGGAGUACAAAGGCCGGGCAAGGACAUCAUUCGGGAGGGUCUGUACUAUGGGACAGACGCCUCAAACCUCUCGCUAUACUACCGCAAUACUGUGUGAUUCGUUAGACUGCCUAGCAGUGUGUUUAGUAGGGCUCUGUGUUAGUUACACUGAGUAGCAGUGUAUUGUAGUAGCUUUGUGUUUAGCAUUCCCGUGUAUAUUGCUUCGAUCCAGGUGACUAGCACCUGUAGACCAGUAUUUGUGUGUAUCGUACUUAGAUCCAGGUGAUUAGCACCUGUAGACCAGUACUUGUAUAUACAUUGCGUAGAUCCAGGUGAUUAGCACCUGUAGACCCGCACCAGCUGUGUUCUCCCACAGCCCCGUUUUUGCUUAUUGUUUUGUUUCCACUCUAGAAGUGAGAUUUUCUUUCCUUUUGUAUAGUACUGGGCAAAUCUCUUUUGGAGACCCAUUGUGUCAGAUAGUAACAGUUUGACCCGUUGUUGGGCCAAGCUGUUUUGUGCAUAUCAUUUUACUUACUUGCAGUUACAAAUAAACCGCUGGUAACACAUACCAAUUCUACUCUGGUCGUGUCGUUUCCCUUUGUACCCCUCGCCAAGAGGGAACGUAACAACAUGUGUUACGUGCCGUAGUGGGUGCUUGUGUGUCUCCCUCUCUUUCCCCCUGAUGUUUCUUCUUCUUCUUUGUUUAAUGGCGAAUCACUACCACUAGGAGCAUAUAUCGCCACCUACUAUGUAUUUAUUAAAUCUUCAUGUUCCAUGAGACGCAGCACUAUGUUCCCCACAUAUGUUUAUGUUUGCUCAGUCUAAUAAACCCAUAACAUGGUUGUGAAAGAAUACCAAA